Molecule: messenger RNA, 2358 nt
Organism: Fonticula alba
Lineage: Eukaryota; Rotosphaerida; Fonticulaceae
Exons: 9
Coding region: 1-2358 (785 amino acids)
Biological process (GO): mitotic DNA replication initiation; DNA strand elongation involved in DNA replication; double-strand break repair via break-induced replication
Cellular component (GO): MCM complex; nucleus
Molecular function (GO): single-stranded DNA binding; single-stranded DNA helicase activity; ATP binding
Source: RefSeq, a predicted model, not a curated record
AUGGACGACUCGAUCGCCCAGUCGGUCAUCUGGGGGACGACCAUCCACCUGCGUGAUGCCUGGAGUGCCUUCCACACCUUCCUUCGGGACUUCACGGCCCCGGCCCCCGGCAUGCCGGACCAUGACCCGACGGAUUUGGAGGGCGCCGCCUGGCCGGAUCCCUACUACUCCAAGCUCCUGGACCAGGUGGUGAAUCGAGGCCUGUCGGCCUCGGCCUCGACAGGCCCGGUGUCGGUUCUGUCGCUGAAUUGCGCCCAUCUGCGGCAAUUUUCGGACGCCUCGCGCACUCUCUACCGCCAGUUGCUCACCUACCCCCGGGAAGUGGUGUCCCUGAUGGACGCCGUGGCAUUGGAGUGCGUGAGCCAGCUGUGCUCGGCUCGCUUCGGCCGGGCCAUCGGCCCGGACCACGAGUCCCUGCCUCGGGUCCAGGUCCGGCCCUUCAACCUGGAGAACCGGUGUGACUUGCGCGCUCUCAAUCCCCGGGAUAUCGACAAGUUGGUGUCCAUCCGCGGCCUGGUCAUUCGCACCGGGUCGGUCAUUCCCGACCUGAAGACCGCCUUCUUCCGGUGCACGGUGUGCCACUUCUCGUCGCGCGUGGCCGCCGAGUCGGGCGGCCGCAUCACCGAGCCGACCCGGUGCCCGCGCUGCUACAGCUCCCAGACCAUGGAGCUGGUGUACAACCGCUGUGAGUAUGCCGACAAGCAGCUGGUUCGAAUUCAGGAAACCCCAGAUGAGAUCCCCCACGGCCAGACACCUCACACGGUGUCGCUGGUGGCCUUCGACGACAAUGUUGACGUCCCGCGUCCUGGUGACCGUGUCGAGGUGACCGGCAUCUAUCGUGCGGCGCCCAUCCGUCUGUCUCCACGCGAGCGGGUGUACCGCUCCGUGUACCGGACAUAUGUAGAUGUCCUGCACUACCGCCUGGUGGAUCGCCAGAGCUCCACCUUCACCACGUCCUCAGCAGACAGCAAGGGCCAGGACCCCCAGAACGAGCGGCCGCCGGUCUUCAUCCCGGAGGCCAUCAAGCCGCGGCUGGUGUCUAUCGGUGCCCGGCCGGACGUGCUCGACGUCCUGACCCGAUCCCUGGCCCCCUCGGUUCAUGGCCAUGAGGAUGUCAAACGCGGCCUCCUCUGCCAGCUGGUCGGCGGCACACACAAGACAUUCACUCGAGUGGGUGGUGGCCGAUUCCGUGGCGACAUCAACAUCCUGAUGUGCGGUGACCCCGGUACAUCGAAGUCCCAACUCCUGCGCUAUGUCCACCAGAUCGCCCCGCGCGGCAUCUACACCUCUGGUCGGGGGUCCUCGGCCGUCGGUCUGACGGCCUACGUCACCCGUGACCCGGAGACUGGCCUCUUUGUCUUGGAGAGUGGUGCGCUGGUCCUCUCGGAUGGCGGCAUCUGUUGCAUCGAUGAGUUCGACAAAAUGUCCGAGUCCGCACGCUCAGUCCUCCAUGAGGUGAUGGAGCAGCAGACGGUGUCUAUCGCCAAGGCCGGCAUCAUCUGCCAGCUGAAUGCCCGGACGUCGCUCCUGGCUGCUGCCAAUCCGGUGAAGUCCCGCUACGAUCCGUCCCUGUCGAUUGUCCAAAACAUCCAGCUCCCUCCGUCGCUCACUUCACGCUUCGAUCUGAUUUACAUCAUCCUGGACUAUCCGGAUGCGCGCAGUGAUCGGCGCCUGGCUGAGCACAUUAUUGGCCUCUACCAGCCACAAGGACAGCCCCGGGCCACCACCUCGGCCGAGGAUAUCCAGGCGCCGGAUCUGACCCUUGAUGCGAUGACUCUGUCGUCGUACAUUGCCUAUGCCCGGCAGCACAUCCAUCCGGUCAUCUCGGAUGAUGCUGGGCAGGAUUUGAUCGCCGGCUAUGUCGAACUUCGUGCCAUGGGUGGCAAGAACGUCUUCACUGCCUCGCCCCGGGCUUUGGAGUCGCUGAUUCGUCUGUCCGAGGCGCAUGCCAAGCUCCGCCUCGGGGACACCGUCACGCCGAAUGAUGUGGCCGCGGCCCUGAAGCUGCACAAGGCGGCCCUGCGCACAUACGCCCUGGACCCGGCCACCGGGCGCUUGGAUCUGGACCUGGCAUACACCGGCCGGUCGGCGGCCUCGCGCGAGGCCGUUCCCCGCAUCGUGCGCGGGCUCCUGUCCUACGUGCAAAACUGCUCGCAAGAGGGAGCUCGGGCCUCUUCCGGCCAGGCUCUCCCGGCUGUUGGCCAGGCGUGGCCCUUCGCCCUGCUCUUCCGCGAGUUCCGCUCUUUCUACAACCAGCGGGAGCUCACCCUGGACACCUUCCGCGAGGCGCUUCUCGAGUUGGCAGAGCAGGGUGCUGCCAUCGUGCCUCCGGGCUACAGCAGCAUCACCUUCACUUGA